This is a messenger RNA of Rubroshorea leprosula, 10918 nucleotides long. The record is from the annotation of a GenBank genome assembly. Lineage: Eukaryota; Viridiplantae; Streptophyta; Magnoliopsida; Malvales; Dipterocarpaceae.
AAAGACCAACAGCUAUCUUUUGUGUUCCAUGGAGGAGGGGAGAAGAAAAAAGAGAAAAAAGAAACACACAAAGAUGUACAUGGACAAGCAUGCCUGGAUUUUGUGUGCGUGUGUGUGUGUUUUUAGUGAGAUGCAUGGAGUCUGUAAUAGCUGGCAGUUUUGUUUUAGUAUGUAGUAUCUUUUGAACUACUUCUGACACUAUGACUCAAGUACUCCUAAGCAAUGAGUAUCCACAGGAUUUUAUACAUAUGGCAGGCCAGGGGUGGAAUGGAAUUGAACUUGGAUUUCUCCCUCCUGAAGUAGAGGGCUCUGCUCCUAUCACUACUCUAUCUGAAACUUCAUCAGAUGACUCUGAAACAGAACUUACUGAUGAUGCAACUGAUUUAACAAAGAUGGAAAGUGUGUUUAUUGUUGGUGUUCUUGAUGAGCUAAAAAUCAGAUUCAAUUAUAACCACCAGCAUGACCGGAGUUUCAUCAAGGUGCUUCUUGCUGAAGAGAGCUCAUUGUGUGAAUUUCGGGCAUUAGGUGGUCAGGUUGAGCUUUCAAUAAGAGGGAAUGAUAUGUUCAUAGGCACCAUGCUGAAGUCCUUAGAGAUUGAAGACUUAAUUUGCCACAAUAGGGUCUCUCAGCCUUGUUACCUUGCUAGAUCUUUUAUCCGGGCUAUAGAUGCAGAUUUAUCAUUUAAUAAUAUUGAGAAUAAGAGUUUCAAUAGCAAUGACUUAUCUCCACGAGAAGGAGACGAGAAGUUCUAUGAAGCACCAGAGAAUUUGUUUGAUUCUGGGGAUUACACAACACUCUCAUCUGAUAAUAUGUCCGAGUAUCCGAGUUCCCAAAUCUCGCUCUCAUUAGGAAGCCCAUCACUCAAGACUCCAAGUUUUCUUCACAUUGCUGGCUUACUUCCUGAUGAUAACAUUCUUUCCAAAAGAGAGGACAUUGAAAUAAGUGAUACUUUGGACAGUUUUGUUAAAGCUCAAAUAGUAAUAUAUGACCGAAAUUCUCCUUUGUACAACAAUAAUGAUAUGCGGGUCACUGUGACACUGGCUACAUUGUCAUUUUUCUGUCGUAGACCAACAAUUCUUGCCAUUAUGGAAUUUGGAAAUGCCAUUACUAUAAAAAAUGAAAGUCAUGAAUCUUUCAGUGAUAGUUCUUCGGCAGUUGAUACAAAACAGGAUGUUAGAAGAGACCUUGCCAAUGCUCCCCAAUUAUUGACCACUGAGGAAUAUGUUGUCAAAGGUUUACUAGGGAAAGGAAAGUCCAGGAUUAUUUUUAAUUUAAAAUUAAAUAUGGCACGUGCUCAGAUUUUGUUGAUGAAGGAAGAUGAAACUAAGCUUGCUACACUGUCCCAAGAAAACCUGCUUACAGAUAUAAAGGUGUUCCCAUCUUCUUUUAGUAUAAAAGCAGCAUUGGGAAAUUUGAGAAUAAGUGAUGAUAGCCUUCCUAGCAGCCACUUAUAUUUCCGGAUCUGCGAUAUGAGAGAUACUGGAGGAACUUCAUUUGUUGAGUUACUUUUUACAUCAUUCAGUGUUGAUGAUGAAGAUUAUGAAGGUUAUGAGUAUAGCCUUUCUGGGCAGCUUUCAGAAGUACAGAUUGUUUAUUUAAAUCGCUUUGUCCAAGAGGCUAUUGGUUACUUUCUUGGUCUCGUGCCCAAAGACUCAAAUGAUGUUGUCAAAUUUAAAGAUCAAGGGACAAACUCAGAGAAAUGGUUCACAACCAGUGAAAUUGAAGGUUUGCCUGCUUUGAAGUUGGAUCUUUCAUUGAGGAAACCUAUAAUUUUGAUGCCACGAAAAACUGACAGUCUUGAUUACCUAAAACUCGACAUUGUUCAUAUCACUGUUUGCAAUACAUUCCAGUGGUUCUCUGGCAGUAAAAAGGACUUGACUGCUGUCCAUUUGGAAAUAUUGACCAUUGUGGUUGAAGACAUCAAUUUAAAUGUUGGUACUGGAUCAGAUGUAGGUGAAAGUAUAAUUCAAGAUGUGAAGGGGGUCUCUGUUGUCAUUCAGAGGUCACUUCGAGAUCUGUUGCAUCAAGUACCUCGCAUUGAAGCUGCAAUUAAGAUAGAAAAGUUGAAAGCAGCCUUGUCAAACAGGGAGUAUCAGAUUGUCACUGAAUGUGCACUGUCUAACAUUUCUGAGACCCCAAAUGUUGUGCCCCCAUUGAGUAGUGAUUCAACGUCUUCAGUGGAGAUUGCUGGACCUGUUAUUCCACAGGAUCCUGUUGCCAUUGAGUCUGGAACUUUGAAUAGUGAAACUUGGAUUGUGAUGAAAGUUUCAGUUGUCGUCAAGCUCGUCGAAUUAUGCUUGUACACGGGGGUGGCUAGGGAUACACCACUAUCCACUGUACAGGCUAGUGAAGCAUGGCUUCUUUACAAGUCUAACACAUUGGAUGAAGGUUUUCUCUCAGCAAGUCUUAGGGGAUUCUCCAUGAUUGAUGAUCGUGAGGGUACUGAAGAAGAAUUUAGGUUGGCAAUGGGAUUAUCUGAGGAUAUUGGUUAUAGUCCUCUGCCUUUUAUGGCUGACAAUGAUAACCAGAAAGUGGUUUAUUCAGAUGUUAGGGAAGAAAACAAUGUCAAACCAUUUCCUACAAUGCUUAUUCUUGAUGCAAAAUUUGGUCAAUUCUUGACAUCCAUGUCUGUAUGUGUCCAAAGGCCACAACUGCUUGUUGCCCUUGAUUUUAUGUUUGCAGUUGUUGAGUUUUUUGUUCCAACAAUUGGGAGUAUGCUCUCUGAUGAAGAAGAUAAGAGAACUAUGCAGGUGUUUGAUGCUAUUAUUUUGGAUCAGUCAACUUACAGGCAACCCUCUGCUGAAAUCUCACUCUCUCCUCGGAGACCUUUAAUUGUUGACAAUGAGAGGUUUGAUCACUUCAUUUAUGAUGGUAAUGGUGGGAUCCUGUGCUUAAAAGACGGGCAAGGAGCUGAUCUUUCUGCACCUAGUGUUGAGGCCAUGAUAUUUGUAGGAAGUGGAAAGAGACUGCAGUUCAAAAAUGUUAUUAUCAAGAAUGGGCGAUAUUUAGAUUCUUGUAUUUUGCUGGGAUCGAACAGUAGCUAUUCUGCAUCAAAGGAUGAUCAGGUUUACUUGGAGGGAGGGAAUGAGAAUCCUAAAUCAGAUUCUUUGACAGACGAUGCUAAUGAUUUACCAUCACAAUCUACAGUUGACAGAUCCAAAGAGUUUGUUAUUGAGAUGCAGGCAAUUGGCCCAGAGCUGACCUUUUACAAUACAUUGAAAGAUGUAGGGGAAUCACCAAUAUUAUCUAAUAAACUUUUGCAUGCGCAAUUGGAUGCUUUUGGAAGGCUUGUUUUGAAGGGGGAUACCAUUGAAAUGACUGCUAAUGCUCUUGGUUUGACAAUGGAGAGUAAUGGAAUAACAAUUUUGGAGCCUUUUGACACAUCCAUUAACUAUUCAAAUGCUUGUGGAAAGACCAAAAUUCAUUUAUCUGUCUCAGAUAUCUUUAUGAACUUUUCAUUCAGCAUACUGAGAUUGUUUCUAGCAGUUGAAGAGGACAUUUUGGCUUUUCUAAGGACGACAUCAAAGGAAAUCACUGUAGUCUGUUCUCGGUUUGACAGAAUUGGAACCAUUAGAAAUCCUGACGACGACCAGACAUAUGCCUUUUGGAGACCAUGUGCACCACCUGGUUUUGCAAUUCUUGGCGACUGCCUAACACCACUUGACAAACCACCUACCAAAGGGGUUCUUGCUGUAAACACCAACCAUGUGAGAGUCAAGAGACCCAUAUCUUUCAAACGGGUUUGGCCACCUUUAGCUUUUGAAGGCAUUUCUUAUCAAGGUGAAACUAAUUCUAAUUUGUUAGCGAAUCAUUUUACCAUGGAGGGAGAAAGUUGCUGUUCUGUUUGGUUCCCUGAAGCACCUGAAGGUUAUGUUGCAUUAGGCUGUGUGGUUGCACCAGGCAGAAAACAACCACCAUUAGCAGCUGUUUUUUGCAUCUUGGCUAGAUAUGUUUCAACUUGUCCACUCAGGGAUUGCAUUACCAUCAAUGGAACUGCCAAAUAUCCAUCAACUUUAGCAUUUUGGCGUGUCGACAAUUCUUUUGGCACUUUCUUGCCAUCAGAUUCUAGAACAUUCAGCUCAUUAGCAAGAUCUUAUGAAUUGCGUCAUAUAAUGUUUGGAUUCUCUAAGGUAUCUCCAAAACAAUCUGGACGCUUAAAUUCUCGAGCUUCUCCUGGUCAUGGUCAUAUCCUGCAGUCGGAAGGUUCUCUAGCUGUGAACUCUGCUCGGCGUUUCGAAGCUGUUGCUAGUUUUAGAUUGAUAUGGUGCAAUAGAGGUACAAGCUCAAGGAAAAAAUUGUCUGUAUGGCGUCCGAUGGUUCCUCUGGGGAUGGUGUAUUUCGGUGAUAUUGCUGUUAAUGGGUAUGAGGCCCCAAAUACGUGUAUUGUUCUUCAUGAUACUGGCAAUGAAGAGCUUUUCAGAGCUCCUUUAGAUUUUCAGCUGGUUGGACAGAUCAAGAAACAGAGAGGAAUGGAUAAUAUUUCGUUCUGGCUACCUCAAGCCCCCCCGGGUUUUGUUUCCUUGGGUUGUAUUGCAUGUAAGGGCUCACCAAAGGAGCAAGAUUUUAGUGCAUUAAGAUGCAUACGCACUGAUAUGGUAACUGGAGAUCAGUUUCUGGACGAAAGUGUGUGGGAUUCAUCUGAUACCAAGCAGGCCACAGAACCAUUUAGCAUAUGGACCACUGGCAAUGAGUUGGGGACUUUUUUCGUCCGAAGUCAUUUUAAGAAACCUCCACGAAGGUUUGCUUUAAAGCUGGCAGAUACAAAUCUACAGAGUGGUUCAGAUGAUACUGUCAUUGAUGCAAAAAUUAGGACCUUUUCUGUAUCUCUUUUUGAUGAUUAUGGGCUGAUGGUUCCAUUGUGUAAUAUAUCCUUGGGUGGAGUAGGGUUCAGCCUGCAUGGAAGAACUGACUGCUUGAAUUCCACUGUUAGCUUCUCUUUGGCUGCUAGAUCAUAUAAUGAUAAGUAUGAAUCAUGGGAGCCACUUGUUGAACCAGUGGAUGCUUUUUUAAGGUACCAAUAUGAUUCCAAUGCUCCUGGAGCAAAUUCUCAAUUACGUUUCACCUCCACUAGGGAUCUUAGCUUGAAUGUCUCAGUGUCUAAUGCUAAUAUGAUUAUUCAAGCUUAUGAAAGCUGGAACAAUCUUAGUCACAUGCAUGAGUACUAUAAGAGACAGGAAGCAUUGGCUCCAAUGCAUGGCACAAGAUCUGUUACUGAUGUCCAUCACAAAAGGAGUUAUUAUAUAGUCCCACAAAACAAACUUGGUCAGGACAUUUUCAUUCGAGCUAUGGAAAUGAGAGGGCUAUCAAACAUAAUCAGGAUGCCAUCUGGGGAUAUAAAGCCUAUAAAAGUUCCUGUUUCAAAGAAUAUGUUGGACUCCCAUUUGAAAGGAAAAUUUUGUGGGAAAAUUAGAACAAUGGUGACAGUUGUUAUACUGGACGCACAGAUCCCAAGAGUUGGAGGUUUGACUUCUCCUCAGUAUGCUGUCACUGUUCACCUCUCUCCUGAUCACAGCUUUCCUAAUGAUUUGCUUUUGCAUCAACAAAGCACACGGACAUGUGGUCGUACCUCAAAUUGCUGUUUAUCGCCAGAUUUUGUAUUGGUCAACUGGAGUGAAAUAUUUUGCUUUAAAGUUGAUUCUCCAGACCACUACUUGCUGGAGUUGGUUGUGACUGACAUGGGAAAAGGUGAUGCUGUUGGAUAUUUUUCAUCUCCUUUGAGUAAGAUUGCAGUGCACAUCCUUGGUAGUUCAAAUCAAGAUGCUCAUGUCAAUAGCUUAAUGUGGAUAGACUUGUCCUCAUCGACAUCUGUAAAUACAACUCAAGCGGAUGAGACUGAGACAUCAUGUGGGAAACUAAGAUGUGCUAUAAUCUUGUCACCCAAAUCUGCAGUUGAAGAAAGAAGUGAUAUCUUUAAGGAAGGUAAAGAAUCUGGAUUUAUUCAGAUUAGUCCUAGCAAGGAGGGACCUUGGACUGCUGUGUGGCUAAACUAUGCUGCCACAGCAGCUUGUUGGAGAUUUGGCAAUGAUAUUGUGGCUAGCGAAGUAAGUGUAAAGGAUGGAAACAGAUAUGUAAAUAUUAGGUCUCUGGUUUCAGUAUGUAACUCCACAGAUUUUGUGCUGGAUUUGUGCCUUGUAUCCAAAGCUUCCAGUCAGAUCACUAGUACAUCGAGUGAUGCUAGUAGACCUGAAGAUUUACUAGUUGAUGGAGACAAAAUUCAGACAGAAGAAUUCUUUGAAACUCAAAAGUACAACCCAACUAUUGGCUUGGUUAGCUGUUCAACUCAACCAAAUCAACAGCAUUCAGAAGGUGGAGACCUCUAUAAGGCAACACCUGAAGUUGUAUUACCUCUGGGUUGGGAAUGGAUGGAUGAUUGGCAUUUGGAUACAUCAUCGGUAAAAACUGCUGAUGGUUGGGUUUAUGCUCCAGAUGUCAAAAGCUUAAAUUGGCCGGAAUCACAUGACGACCUAAGGUUUGUGAACUGUGUGAGGCAGAGGAGAUGGAUCAGAAAUAGGAAACAGAUAUUAUCUGAUCCAAACAAAGAGCUGUUUAUUGGUCAAUUGCAACCAGGAGAUAAAAUGCCUCUUCCCCUAUCAGGCUUGACCCCCUCUGGUUUCUAUGUUUUUCAGUUGAGACCAAGCCUUGAUGGACCUGAUAAAUAUUCUUGGAGUUCUGUAGUUGAUGAGCGUGAUCAGUUAGAUGAUUCUGGAGAACCCAAGGGAAAAUCUGAGAUAUGUGUGUCAGCUCUCACUGAGUCUGAUAAAUUAUUGUGCUGCACUCAAAUAACUGGAUCCUCUUCUGGUGCUUCUUCUCAUAAAAUGUGGUUUUGUGUAAGCAUUCAAGCUACGGAAAUUUCAAAAGACAUUCAUUCUGAUCCUAUUCAAGACUGGAGUCUUGUAGUCAAAUCCCCAUUAUCUUUUAGCAACUAUCUUCCUCUUACAGCUGAGUAUUCUGUUCUUGAGAUGCGAGAAAGUGGUCAUUUUGUUGCCUGUACCAGAGGAAUCUUUCAUCCUGGAAAAACUGUGAAGGUCUACAAUGCUGACAUACGGUACCCUUUGUUCUUCUCGCUGCUUCCACGGCGGGGAUGGCUACCUCUACAAGAAGCUGUUCUCAUCUCCCAUCCCCAUCAAGUUCCAGCAAAAAAAAUAAGCUUCAGAAGUCCGAUUUCUGGAAGGAUUGUUCAACUUAUUCUCGAGCAAAAUUUUGACAAAGAACAACCAACACUGGCUAAAAUCAUAAGACUGUAUGCUCCUUAUUGGUUUUCAGUUGCCAGAUGCCCCCCUCUUUCAUUUAGGCUUCUAAAAAUGGCAGGGAAAAAGCACCCAAGGAAAAUCAGUUUUCCUUUUCAUUCUAAAAAAGACAGUGUAGAAAUCCUUGAGGAAAUAGCUUACGAGGAAAUAUCUGAAGGUCAUACAAUUGUCUCGGUUCUGAACUUCAAAUUUCUGGGCCUCUCUGCAUCAAUUACAGAAUCUGGAAAUGAGUGCUUUGGACCUGUUAAGGAUCUUUCUCCCCUGGGCAACAUGGAUGGAUCACAGGAUUUGUAUGCUAAUGUUGGAGAUGGCAAAUACUUGCGUCUUUUUAUUUCCACAAAACCUUGCCCUUAUCAGUCUAUACCUACAAAGGUUAUUAUGGUGCGACCAUACAUGACAUUCACAAACAGACUUGGUCAAGACUUACAUAUUAAAUUUAACAGCGAAGAUGAGGGAAAGGUUCUCCAUGUAUCUGAUUCAAGGGUCUCAUUUGUACAUGUUGAAAUGGGUGAAAUAGAUAAAAUCCAGGUGCGACUGGAGGAUACAGAAUGGUCUUUUCCUGUUCAAAUAGUGAAGGAGGAUACAUUCUUUUUGGUUUUGAGGAGAUAUAAUGGAACAAGGACCUUUCUGAGAACAGAAGUGCGUGGUUAUGAAGAAGGAUCACGAUUUAUAGUUGUAUUCCGUCUUGGAUCAAGUAAUGGUCCUAUCAGGAUUGAGAACAGAACCAACAAAACUAUCUGCAUUUGCCAAUCUGGGUUUUCUGAAUAUGCUUGGACACAGCUACAGCCUCUUUCAACAACAAAUUUUUCUUGGGAAGACCCAUAUGGACAAAAAGUUAUUGAUGCUAAAAUUGAUGUCGAUUCUGAUAUUGGAGUCCAGCAAAUUGAUUUCAAAAAGGCUGGACUGUGUUCUGCAGUGGGGGAAUCUGGAAUGCACUUCCAUGUUAUUGAAAUGGGAGAUAUUGUUGUUGCUAGAUUCACAGGUGAUGGCACAUUGGGGUUAAGUUCACAUGAAGAAAUAAGUUCUGUGACAUCUACUGGAAAGCUGCAGGCCAGUACCACACCAAUAGAAAUCAUCAUUGAGUUGGGAGUUGUUGGGGUAUCUGUUGUGGAUCAUAGACCAAAGGAGCUCUGUUACUUGUAUCUGGAGAGUGUCUCUGUUGCAUACUCUACCGGCUAUGAAGGUGGAGUGACAAGCAGGUUCAAGCUCAUAUUGGGUCACCUUCAGAUAGAUAACCAGCUUCCUCUAACUUUAAUGCCAGUGCUUUUGGCCCCUGAACAAGCCAGUGACAUACAUCAUCCUGUCUUUAAGAUGACUGUUACAAUGCGCAAUGAGAACACUGAUGGCAUCCAGGUCUAUCCAUAUGUAUAUAUACGGGUAACUGACAAAUGUUGGAGGCUUAAUAUACAUGAACCAAUCAUCUGGGCAUCUGUGAAUUUCUAUAACAAUCUUCAGCUGCAUCGCAUACCUCAAAGCUCAAGCAGCACUCAAGUUGAUCCAGAGAUACGUGUUGACCUGAUAGAUGUUUCAGAAGUAAGGUUGAAGAUAUCUUUGCAGACAGCACCAGCAGAAAGACCUCAUGGGGUUCUUGGUGUAUGGAGUCCUAUACUGUCUGCCAUUGGUAAUGCAUUUAAAAUUCAGGUUCAUCUAAGGAGGGUGAUGCACGAAGACAGAUUCAUGCGGAAAAGUUCUAUUCUUCCUGCAAUUGGAAACCGUAUUUGGAGAGAUUUAAUCCAUAACCCUUUGCAUUUGAUAUUUUCAGUAGAUGUACUUGGAAUGACUAGUUCAACAUUGGCUUCUCUGAGUAAAGGAUUUGCUGAGCUUUCAACUGAUGGACAGUUUCUGCAACUACGUUCAAAGCAGGUAUGGUCGAGGAGAAUAACGGGUGUUGGUGAUGGGAUUAUUCAAGGAACUGAAGCUCUUGCACAAGGUGUUGCUUUUGGAGUCUCUGGAGUUGUGACAAAACCUGUGGAAAGUGCCAGACAGAAUGGUAUCUUAGGACUUGCCCAUGGUCUCGGGCGUGCUUUUCUGGGGAUUAUUGUUCAACCCGUGAGUGGAGCACUGGAUUUUUUCUCACUCACAGUCGAUGGAAUUGGUGCUAGUUGUUCAAGAUGUUUAGAGGUUUUGAGUAAUAAAACCACUUUCAACAGAGUCAGAAACCCUCGGGCUAUUCAUUCUGACGGUGUUCUUCGUGAGUAUUCUGAGAAAGAAGCCAUUGGCCAGAUGGUGCUCCAUCUAGCAGAAGCAAGUCAGCAUUUUGGUUGCACUGAAAUAUUCAAAGAGCCCUCAAAAUUUGCUUGGUCUGAUUAUUAUGAAGAUCAUUUUCUUGUACCAUACCAAAGAAUUGUGUUAGUAACCAAUAAGCGAGUAAUGUUGCUGCAGUGUUCUGCCCUAGACAAGAUGGAUAAAAAACCUUCUAAGAUCAUGUGGGACGUUCCAUGGGAAGAGCUUAUGACACUGGAGUUGGCAAAAGCUGGCUGUCAGCUACCUUCUCACUUGAUCCUGCACCUCAAGAGUUUUAAAAAAACAGAAAAUUUUGUCCGGGUCAUUAAGUGCAAUGUUGAAGAAGAUGAGGGAAGGGAGCCCCAAGCUGUGAAGAUUUGUUCUGUUGUGCGUAAAAUGUGGAAAGCAUAUCAGUCAAACCUGAAAAAUCCUGUUCUAAAGGUUCCUUCAAGCCAGAAAGAAUCACGUCCUCCUAACAAAGCCAUCAUUAAGUCAAGUGAGCUCUCUUCAUCCAGUUCUUCAUCUGAAGGAAGGAAAUUUGUUGAACACAGUAUGAACUUUCUAAAAAUCUGGACCAGUGAGCGACAAUUAAAAAGUCUGUGUUCAUUGUGUAGAAAACAGGUAUCUGAAGAUAGUGGAAUGUGUAGCAUUUGGAGACCUACCUGUCCUGACGGGUAUGUCUCCAUUGGCGAUAUAGCUCAUGUUGGCAGCCAUCCUCCAAAUGUUGCUGCUGUUUACCGAAACAUUGACAAAUUGUUUACACGACCCGUGGGAUAUGACCUGGUAUGGAGAAACUGCUUAGAUGACUACACAGCUCCAGUAUCAAUAUGGUGUCCACGUGCCCCAGAGGGAUUCAUUGCUCUUGGAUUUGUUGCUGUGGACAGUUUCACGGAGCCAGACCUGAGCUUGGUAUACUGCGUGGCAGAAACUCUUGCUGAGGAGACUCUGUUUGAAGAACAAAAGGUUUGGUCUGCACCUGAUUCAUAUCCAUGGGGCUGCCAUGUGUACCAAAUAGGGAGUCAGGCUCUUCAUUUUGUUGCUCUUAGGCAUAAAAAAGAAGAAACUGACUGGAAACCAAUGAGAGUUUGUGAUAAUUUCCGGCCUCCUGAAUCAUCAUCAUCAGAACAGUUCCAUUGAACAUUUAUGGCCUUUUCUGUGUGUACUUGCUCGGUAGUUUUUUGUAGAUAUGACGUUUUGUAAGUGCUAGGGGAGGAUUAAAAAAAUCUAGAUAUCCUUUUAUGAUUGAGAAUGUUGUUCUGAUUUGGACAGUAAAGCAGAAACUAUCAAAUGGGAGGAGGCCCUUAAUAUCAAAGAGUUCAAUUUCCAUCAGACAGUUAAAACUAAAACUGUAAAACACAUUUUUUUCGUUUAUGAUUUAUCUUCCUAGAAAAAGAAAAUACAUUAGAGGGCACUAAGGGCUGUCUGGUAAAUACAUGUCUUGAAAUAUU